Molecule: messenger RNA, 2627 nt
Organism: Hypanus sabinus (Atlantic stingray)
Lineage: Eukaryota; Metazoa; Chordata; Chondrichthyes; Myliobatiformes; Dasyatidae
Product: protein transport protein Sec23B
Exons: 20
Coding region: 126-2426 (766 amino acids)
Biological process (GO): COPII-coated vesicle cargo loading; COPII-coated vesicle budding; intracellular protein transport
Cellular component (GO): endoplasmic reticulum exit site; COPII vesicle coat
Molecular function (GO): zinc ion binding; GTPase activator activity
Source: RefSeq, a predicted model, not a curated record
CCCCCCCGCCUGUGACGUGGCGUCAGCCGGCGGUGCUGAGCUGUACUUCCGGCCAGUGGCGUCAUCGGGUGACGUGGGGUCUCGGGGGUGUUGGUGUCGGGCCGCGUCAGAAUUCUUCAGUGAGCAUGGCAUCAUAUCUAGAAUUCAUUCAGCAAAAUGAAGAACGAGAUGGUAUUCGAUUCAGCUGGAAUGUGUGGCCAUCCAGUCGACUAGAGGCUACGCGUAUGGUGGUUCCUUUAGCUUGUCUGUUCACUCCUUUAAAAGAGCGCCCAGACUUACCACCUAUACAAUAUGAACCUGUGCUGUGCAGUAGGGCUACCUGCAGGGCUGUCCUUAAUCCACUAUGUCAAGUGGACUAUCGAGCAAAACUCUGGGCGUGCAAUUUUUGUUUCCAGAGGAACCAGUUCUCACCUUCUUACUCGGGCAUUUCUGAAGUGAAUCAGCCAGCUGAAUUACUGCCACAGUUUUCAACUAUUGAAUAUGUUGUUCAGCGAGGUUCACCUGCUCCUCUCAUCUUCUUGUAUGUGGUGGACACAUGCUUGGAAGAAGAUGAUCUUCAAGCCCUCAAAGAAUCCUUGCAGAUGUCCUUGAGUCUGCUCCCUCCAAAUGCACUAGUGGGUCUGAUUACUUUCGGUCGAAUGGUGCAGGUUCAUGAAUUGAACUGUGAGGGGAUUUCAAAAAGCUACGUCUUCAGAGGCACGAAGGACCUGACAGCAAAACAAAUCCAGGAUAUGUUGGGCCUUGCAAAUCCACCAGCAGGAGUUCAAGGAAGGGCCCCUCCACCACAUGAGCACCCUGGUUUAUCGAGCAGAUUCUUGCAGCCUGUUCAUAAAAUUGAUAUGAAUUUGACUGAUCUACUUGGAGAACUUCAGAGGGAUCCCUGGCCUGUACCUCAGGGCAAAAGACCUUUGCGUUCAACUGGUGUGGCUCUUUCCAUAGCUGUUGGUUUACUUCAGGGUAGUUUUCCAAAUACUGGAGCUAGAAUAAUGUUGUUUACUGGAGGACCACCAACCCAGGGACCAGGCAUGGUGGUGGGUGAUGAACUGAAAACUCCCAUUCGUUCCUGGCAUGAUAUAGAGAAGGACAAUGCACGAUUCCUGAAGAAAGCAACCAAGCAUUAUGAGGCUCUGGCGAACCGUGCAGCAGCAAAUGGCCAUUGUGUUGACAUCUACGCUUGUUCCCUGGAUCAGACUGGACUCUUGGAGUUGAAAUGCUGCUGCAACCUGACUGGAGGUUACAUUGUGAUGGCAGACUCUUUCAACACUUCCCUCUUCAAGCAAACAUUCCAACGAGUUUUCAGUAAAGGUCUGCAGGGAGAUUUCAGAAUGGCAUUUGGUGCCAGUUUGGAGGUUAAGACAACCAGAGAACUGAAAAUUGCUGGAGCAAUAGGGACCUGUGUGUCACUGAACUCCAAAGGCCCUUCUGUGUCUGAGAAUGAGUUGGGUCUAGGUGGUACAUGCCAGUGGAAAAUUUGCGGCUUGGAUCCCAGCACAACCUUGGGUGUCUACUUUGAAGUUGUUAAUCAGCAUAAUGCACCAAUCCCUCAGGGCGGACGAGGUGCUAUUCAGUUUGUCACCCAUUACCAACAUUCCAGCAGUCAAAGACGCAUCCGAGUUACUACAGUAGCCAGAAACUGGGCAGACGCACAGAGUCAACUCCAGCACAUUGAAGCAGCAUUUGACCAGGAAGCAUCAGCUGUGCUGAUGGCAAGACUGGGAGUUUUCAGGGCUGAGUCUGAGGAGGGGCCGGAUGUACUUCGUUGGUUGGACAGACAAUUGAUCCGACUGUGUCAGAAGUUUGGCCAGUUCCACAAAGACGAUCCUAACUCUUUCAGGCUUUCUGAAACAUUUUCCCUCUAUCCACAGUUUAUGUUCCAUCUGAGAAGAUCCCCAUUCCUUCAAGUUUUCAACAAUAGUCCUGAUGAAUCAUCAUACUACCGCCAUCAUUUCAUGAGACAAGACCUGACUCAGUCACUGAUCAUGAUUCAGCCUGUUCUCUAUUCUUAUUCUUUCUAUGGACCCCCUGAGCCAGUCCUAUUAGACAGUGGCAGUAUCUUACCAGACCGAAUACUCCUCAUGGACACUUUCUUUCAGAUUGUUAUCUACCACGGAGAGACUAUAUCACAGUGGAGGAAGGCUGGUUACCAGGACAUGCAAGAAUAUGAAAACUUCAAACAACUUCUGCAAGCUCCACUGGACGAUGCACAGGAAAUCCUUCAGACCCGGUUUCCAAUGCCACGUUAUGUUGACACAGAACAUGGAGGGAGUCAGGCUCGAUUCCUUCUCUCAAAAGUGAACCCAUCACAGACUCAUAAUAAUUUGUAUGCUUGGGGACAGGAAUCUGGUGCACCAAUCCUGACUGAUGACGUUAGUCUUCAAGUCUUUAUGGACCAUUUAAAAAAGCUAGCGGUAUCUAGUGCAUCAUAGAUUAAUCUGAUGUAGAAGAGCACAAGAAAAUACUGGAAAAUAGAUUUUGCUUAGAUUCUUUAUUUUGAAUUAUGACUGUAUUGCAUUAAUAUUGCACCUUGCCUAUAUGUGGACAUCCUGAUUUGAUCUUGUCUAAUUUUUAGGUAUUACUUAUUUCCAAACCUGAUCCAUUCCUAUUAAAGAAAAAUGGUUUCUUUCUGA